AUGAGCAACUAUAACGCAGCUGCUACACCAUUAGAAACUGGAGCAAAGUUGAAGAAGGAAACAUAUGAUAAAUUUCUAAGUGUGACACUGUACAAACAAAUCAUUGGAUCCUUGAGGUAUCUUUGCAAUGCAAGGCCAAACAUUUGUCAAAGUGUCGAAUUAUUGAAUAGAAUUAUGGAGAAACCUCAAGAAUGUCAUUUCACUGCAGUCAAAAGAGUGAUGAGAUAUAUCAAAGGUAUGAUCGAUCAUGAUGUGCUAAUGCCAAGAUGGAAGAAGACCAAUACAUAUGCAGAAGUAUAUGGCUACACUGAUUCAGAUUUCAGUGGAGAUCAAGACGAGAAGAAGAGUACUGCAAACUACAUAUUCAUGAUUGAAAGCGCUUCAAUCUCAUGGAGCUCAAGGAAACAAAGAAUUAUGGCUUUGCCAUCAUGUGAAGUCGAGUAUAUGGAUGUAUCAUAUGCAACAUGUCAAGUAGCAUGGAUAGAGAUGUUGCUCGAAGAUCUCAAGAUAAUGGAACCUAGGAAAAUGAAGUUAUUUAUCAACAACAAGUCAGUUAUCGACCUGACGAAUCAUCUAGCGUGUCAUGGUCAAUGUAAACACAUAUAA
Messenger RNA from Lathyrus oleraceus (garden pea), 606 nucleotides. Its product is annotated as secreted RxLR effector protein 161-like. The coding region runs from base 1 to 606 and encodes 201 amino acids. Lineage: Eukaryota; Viridiplantae; Streptophyta; Magnoliopsida; Fabales; Fabaceae. The transcript has a single exon. The record is from RefSeq and is a predicted model, not a curated record.